AAUAAAAUUUUCAAAUUCGUAAUGACGAAAUCAACUUAAAGGACGCGGAGGCCACGCACUCACCAGAAAGAGAGAUGCCAACUGAAAAGUGAGAGAAACGAGAGUAUCUAGAGAGAGAGAGAGAGCCGAUUUGCCAUCUGCAUACGUACAUUCAUUCGUAUCUAUAAUUAAUCGUCACAUAUAGAAAUUAUGGAGAGAAUUGUUUUUAGGAUGCUUUCGUGGUGUUUAUUCUAAUUCAGUGAAUCAGUGGAUCUGGAAAUCUUUCUAUUGACCUGCAUUUUGUGUUAGUUUCCAUCGUUUAGUUCAAACUUCAGCACUAUAAUAGUGAAAUGAGAGAUUUAAAGAAGCAGCUGUGGGAGUAGAGGGAAUUUUUGGAAAAUCAAUAUUUGAAGAAAGCGAAAUAGAGGAAUGGAUGACAGAGGAGGAGGAUCAUUUGUUGCUGUGAGGAGAAUUUCUUCAAGUCUCGGCCGAGGAAAUAGUUACCACUCUACUUCUGCAGAGGUUGUGGCAGGAUCAGCAGCAUGGCUUGGCAGAGGCCUUUCAUGUGUUUGUGUUCAAAGAAGAGAGAACGAUGCUCACCCAUCAUUUGAUUUGACGCCUGCCCAGGAGGAAUGUCUACAGAGGCUGCAGCAGCGGAUAGAUGUUGCUUAUGAUAGUUCAAAUAUCGAACAUCAGGAAGCUCUGAGAGCAUUGUGGAAUGCAGCCUUUCCUGGGGAGGAACUUUCCGGUUUAAUAUCUGAGCAGUGGAAGGAAAUGGGUUGGCAGGGAAAAGAUCCGUCUACAGACUUCAGGGGUGGUGGUUUCAUAUCAUUGGAAAAUUUGUUAUUCUUUGCUAGGAACUUUCAGAAAUCUUUCCAAGAUCUUCUUCGAAAGCAGGAAGGUGAUCGGGCCAUGUGGGAAUACCCAUUUGCUGUUGCUGGUGUCAACAUCACAUUCAUGCUUAUUCAGAUGCUCGAUCUAGAAGCAGUAAAGCCCGGAACAGUGGUGGGAGCAACCUUUUUGAAGUUUCUUGCAGAAAAUGAAUCUGCAUUUGACCUUCUAUACUGUAUCACAUUCAAAUUAAUGGAUCACCAAUGGCUUGCCAUGCAUGCUUCUUACAUGGACUUCAAUACUGUGAUGAAAGCUACUCGUCGUCAGCUAGAAAGGGAGCUUCUGCAACAUAUCACAUGCCUCGAAGACUUGCCCUCGUAUAGCCUCCUUAAUCGAUAGUUUAGGUAGCAUGUGUUUCAAGUUGCUUUUCAAGUAGCUGACUUUGUAAUGCUGGAGCAAAUGCGCAAAUGCACAGGAUUUGCCUUGCUUCGAAACUUUGGAAAUAUGGGUUGGUUGCACUUGCGAUUCCUUUUCUUUUCCCUACUAAUGAUUGAUAAUCGGCAACUGUAAUAUGGCCUUUAUUCUUCACCUUUUACUGUUGAAAAGAUUUGUAAAUAA
Messenger RNA from Olea europaea var. sylvestris, 1428 nucleotides. RefSeq names its product ELMO domain-containing protein A-like. The transcript has 9 exons. The record is from RefSeq and is a predicted model, not a curated record. NCBI's taxonomy places the organism in Eukaryota, Viridiplantae, Streptophyta, Magnoliopsida, Lamiales, Oleaceae. The coding region runs from base 409 to 1209 and encodes 266 amino acids.